This is a messenger RNA of Thecamonas trahens ATCC 50062, 2999 nucleotides long. RefSeq lists its product as uncharacterized. The transcript has a single exon. The coding region runs from base 1 to 2895 and encodes 964 amino acids. Lineage: Eukaryota; Apusomonadida; Apusomonadidae. Gene Ontology annotation, molecular function: protein binding. The record is from RefSeq and is a predicted model, not a curated record.
AUGCCGGCUCUGCCCGGCUCGCGGCGGCCAUCGGCCACACCUACGGCCAGCCACGACCAGCAGGACGACGACGGGUACGACGACGAGUAUGACUACGAGUAUGGAUACUACGAUGGGGCUGGCGGGCACGACGACGACGACGGCGACGACGACGGCGGGCGGAGCGAUGGAGGCGGCGAUGAGAACGAGGCUGCCGCGGUGCUGCAGGCCGCGUGGCGCGGGCGGGCCGCCCGGGUUCAGGCCAAGCGCGAGCGGGCGGCGGCGACGACGCUGCAGGGCGUGUGGCGCGGGCAUGCCGAACGCCGCUCCCGCGACCGGGCGCUGCCGGGCUUUGAGCUCCGGCGCGCCGCGGAGCGCCACCUGCCCGAGGCCGAGCUGCGGAAGGCCAUUGUGGCUUCGGCCCGCUUCGGCAUCGACGCGCCCGACAGCAGCGGCAAUACAGCGUUGCAUCUUGCGGCUCGCGGGCUCGGAUGCACACCGCAGGCACCGCUGACACACACGUUGGACGUGCUGGUCGAGUCGGGUGCGUCAGCAACCGCCGUCAACGCUCUUGGCCGCACCCCUCUCCACACGGCCGCCGCCGCCGGCUACGCCCAGGGUGUGGCAUGGCUGGUCAAGCAUCUUCCGGCCGUCGACCUUGGUCUUGGACUGCGCGACAACAUCGGGUUGACGCCGCUGCUGGCGGCGGCUGCUGCUGGCGCGGACGCCGCCGUCAUCGACCUUGCCGUGGCCGGUGCCGACUCGGCAGCCGCCGACGGUGUCGUCUUUGACGUCCCGCCGCGGUGGGGUGCUCCACGAUCGGCAGCCGCACCCACGGCACUCUCUGUCGAGCCACUUUGGUUGGCAGCCUGCUCGGGCUCGGUCCGCGCGUGCAAAUUCUUCAUGGACUCGAGGGCGAAUCCGGACGCUCGCGGCCCUCUGGGGCUUACGCCACUCGCCGCCGCCGCCGCGCACGGCCACGCCCAGGUUGUCGACACCAUGCUUGAGCUGGGCGCCGAUCCUGAGGUCCGUGACGACGCUGGGCUCGCGCCGCUUGACUGGGCUGUCGUUGCCGCCGCACCGGGCGUCGUGUCUGCCCUCUCACUUGCGGGCGCCGAGCUGGACUUUCCCAUUGUCGCCGCCGACCCGGCCCGCGGCUGGACGCCGCUCAUGGUUGCAGCGUACCAGGCGCACUGGGGCGGCGAUGCGCUCAAGGUCCUCGCCACUCUGAUCGAAGAAGGUGCUGAUCCGAGCGUGACUGUUCAGCUGCCAACUGGGACAGUCGGUGCGCUCGACGUCGCGUCGUCGCGUGCAGCGUAUGACAUGCUUGCCCGCGCCUCGCCGGCCGAAGUUCUUGAGUGGGAUGCCCGCAAGCCCGGGCCUGCGAUCAAUCUCCCACUCCCACCGCCGCUUCCGCGAUUGGCGCAAGCCACCUCCGAACAACUAGCGGGCGGCGUCUCGACUCCACCUGAAGCUCACCACGAGGACGUUCACGGCCUGGAUCUGGAUGUGAAACUCGACUCCCUUGACGGCUACGAGUACGAGUACGAGGAUGACGAGGCGCCGCGGGACGCGGCGGCGGCGGCCGAGGCGCCGAUGGGCAAUACGCUUGACGCCAUCUUUGCCGAGCACGCCAUGCAGUCGGCCGACGUUGACGAGCUCUCCGUGCUCAUGGCCGAGCGUCGUGGCACGCACGCGGUCGAGCGGUCGCCGAGCUCCAAGGUGUACGACACGUCGACGCGCCAAGAGGCGUCAUACGUGGAGAUCAUCGACCUUGAUCGCGAGCAGGAGGGCGGCGACGAGCUCGUCAUAGGCGGCUCACCACCGCCGGUCUCACCUGGCCCACAGCGGCCGCGGGAGCGGGCGGAGAUGACUCCCCACCUGCGGUCGAGGGCGCGGCGGCGGUCGUCGUCGGGUGCACCAACCACCAUCAACAUCGACGUGUCCAUGGCCGACAGAGGCCAAGAGGCGGGUGCAACACCGAGCCCACAGUUUCGCGAACUGCAGCGGCACAAGUUGCAGCAACUUAAUGACGCGAAGCAUCGCGAAGAGGCUAGCGGGCUCGCCGUGGCACGCGGACCGCGGCGGACCAACUCGCGCAGGCGGGCAGACCUGGAGACCCGGUCGAUGGUGUCGGAUGCACCGGCAGUGGUUGAGCUCCGGGCGCAGCUGUGUGAGCGCGACAAGCAGAUCGCGUCACUCUCCCGCCAGCUUGCGGUCCUCGAGCGACAACUCGACGACUCGGGCAAAACAUCGGACACGCUGCAGUGGGACCUGGAGCUUGCCGAGCAGGCGACUGCGAUGAACCUUGCUGCGGCGCAGGACGAGACGCCACCGGGCAACGAUCCGGCUUAUUCACGUUGGGAGGCACGGAUGGAGCGCGAAAUGCGUGAGCUGCGCGAGCAGAAUAAGCUGCUCCUGAAGUCUGUCACCGAGCUCAUUGCCUCGAACUCGCGUGCGCACGCCGCCCUCUCGGAUCUCUCGUCGUCGCAGCCGUCGCUGCACCGGUCUCAACCGAUAUUUUCUUCGCGGACUGCGCCGGUGACGAUUGUCCGCGGACGCGGACGCGGACGCGGGCGUGGGCGCUGGCGCGGGCGCGGACGCGGGCGUGGCAGUCCGCCUCGAGGCAGUCCGCCGCGAGGCGGCCGCAUGAGCGCCAGCGUUUCCCCGACCAAGACCUCACCGGGCUCGCGGAUCGCGCACCUCAAGUCUGUUCCACAGGGCUUCAUGUCGGCCACCGACGUCGAGCUCCACGCGUCGAUGACUGCCGGCGGCUCGUCGGCGGCGUCGGAGCGGCGACGAGUGCUCAACCACCUUCGAUCGCCCGAGGCGAAGCGGCUGCGGCGCGAGCUCGAGCUGGCCAAGCUUGAGCGACCCAAGCGUGGCCGAUCUGGCCGUGCGCGUCGUCGUCGCUGAGCCAAUGGCGGACGCCGCCACUGCCCCCCGGACUUCAUGCUUCUGUAUCUAUCGCUCCGGAUGAGACAGCAUCCUCCUUGGGCGUAAACAGCAGGCCGACUGAC